Molecule: messenger RNA, 357 nt
Organism: Linum tenue
Lineage: Eukaryota; Viridiplantae; Streptophyta; Magnoliopsida; Malpighiales; Linaceae
Source: the annotation of a GenBank genome assembly
AUGGCCAUGAACCGGAUGAUGAUGAUAUGGUACCUAGCUUUCUCAUCAAGGACCAAGGUCCAGCGACACUAUCUGCAGUGGAUUUUGGCAACUGGCAAGGAUAGCCCUUGCUUCAGGUCAGCGCCUUAUCAGUUAUCUGCAUCUAGAUGGAGAAUUUCUGUUGGGUCUGGACUGGCUUAUCUGCAUGAGGAUUGUGAUCCCAAGAUCCUUCAUCGCGAUAUCAAGGCAGCAAAUAUUCUCCUUGAUCACAACUUCGAGGCAAAGUGCCUUGAUCUUGAGGUCUUCCCUGAACUCAUCUUUCUCACAUCCUCUUUCUCCAUAGCUGAAGGGGGUGAUGAUAGAAGGACAAAGAUCUAA